Molecule: messenger RNA, 333 nt
Organism: Cryptococcus wingfieldii CBS 7118
Lineage: Eukaryota; Fungi; Basidiomycota; Tremellomycetes; Tremellales; Cryptococcaceae
Product: ubiquinol-cytochrome c reductase subunit 9
Exons: 3
Coding region: 1-333 (110 amino acids)
Biological process (GO): mitochondrial electron transport, ubiquinol to cytochrome c
Source: RefSeq, a predicted model, not a curated record
AUGCCCGCCGACGCCCAAGCUGACGAUCCUACCUCUUCUCAUUCGCUCUUUCAAACCCUCCCCUAUACCUCCUACCGCUGCCCCUUCACUCCCCUGCAUACCGCUCCGCAACACCCCACCGCCCGACUGUUCCCCCAACAGCUCAUCUACAACACCUUCUUCCGACGAAACUCUGUCUUUGUCGCGACCACCUUUGUCGCUGCAUUCUCCUUUUCCAUCGGUUUCGACCUCGCCACCACUGCCUGGUGGGAUGCCCACAACCGAGGCAAGCAAUGGCACGACAUCCGACACAAGUACCUCCAAGCUGGUGGUGACGACGAAGACGCUGAAUAG